AAAAGGGCAGACCAGACAAGCUUAAUUUAAAAAGUGUUUUACAAGAGAGAUACGAUCAGUGAAUGUAUUAUCUUUGCAAACAAACUCGAUUUGAAUAAAACUGUAGAGUUACGACAGGGCAAUGCUACUGUACAAAGGUUAACUGAAGAAGCCUACUCUCAUUAACCCGUGAACUUCACUCAUAAAGCCCACUCAUUCUUAGAAAACGUCCUCGGUUACCUCUCACUCUCCUUUCUGCCUGGCUGGCUACCAAUGCAUAUUGACCACAAUUGGUUCCAGCUGUUUUUCCCAUUAUUUACCGUUUUAUAUUACAGUUUUUUUUAAAUGGCUCAACAAGAAUAUAAGCUUCUCGGUGACCAGUUGUUUACGUAUAAAGGCCAGGUGUUUCCCGUGGAUGACACGCAAGAAUUAACCACGGACUAUAUCGACAGCUUGGAACACUUUGAGAUCAGGGACAGUGAUGUUUUCCUUGUCACUUUCCCCAAAUCAGGUAAGAAGAUUAUUGAAAAGUAUUACUUUUACACUGAAAGUAACUACAGAGGUCUAAUAAACAUGACUGGUGCUUGCACAUCUAUUACAAAUUGAGUGGGUUAUAAUUAAAGCAUGAAUAAGACAACAUUCACAUUAAACAAAUUAACAGCUGACUUUCAGCAUUCUUAUAGGGAAGAUGUACGGCACUUACAUUUACAUUUACAUUUUAGUCAUUUAGCAGACGCUCUUAUCCAGAGCGAUUUACAGUUAGUGAAUACAUAUUUUUUUUAUACUGGCCCCCCGUGGGAAACGAACCCACAACCCUGGCGUUGCAAACGCCAUGCUCUAUCAACUGAGCUACAUCCCUGCCGGCCAUUCCCUCCCCUACCCUGGACGACGCUGGGCCAAUUGUGCGCCGCCCAUGAGUCUCCCGGUCGCGGCCGGCGGCGACAGAGCCUGGAUUCGAACCAGGAUCUCUAGUGGCACAGUUAGCACUGCGAUGCAGCCAAAUGAUGAUUGGCUGAAAUAAAUUGACAAUAAGAAGAUUGUGGGAGCUGUUUUGUUAGACUUCAGUGCAGUUUUUGACAUUAUCAAUCAUAGUCGGCUGCUGGAAAAACGUGUUAUGACUUUACAUCCCCUGCUAUAUCGUGGAUCGACAGUUACCUGUCUAACAGAACACAGAGGGUGCUCUUUAAUGGAAGCCUCUCCAACAUGAUCCAGGUAGAGUCAGGCAUUCCCCAUAAGACAUGCCACCAGGGGUCUCUUCACAGUCUCCAAGUCCAGAACAGACUCUGGGAAAGGCACAGUACUACAUAGAGCCAUGACUAUGUGGAACUGUAUUCCACAUUAUGUAACUCAGUCAAGCAGUAAAAUCAGAUUUAAAAAACAGAUUAAACUACACCUUAUGGAACAACUUCGACUGUGAAGAGACACACACAGGCACACACACGCAUUUGCACAUGCUAACACACACUCUACACACACGUACAUUGUAAUGUUGUAAUAUUGUGGUAUUAUAAAUGUUGCAUUGUAGAUAAGUAGUGGUAGAGUAGUGACCUAAUAAUAUGUUUGUUGUAUGACGUAGUAAAAAAAAAAAAAAAAAAGGGAUGUAAUUGCCUUAAUCUUGUUUGGACCCAGGAAGACUAGCUGCUAAUGGGGAUCCUUAAUACAUGCCAAAAAAAUAACAAGAUAUGCAAAUUUUGUGGUUGGUUUUCAUCUGAAGCUAUUGGCUAAAGGCCUUUGCGGGGACAACAAAAAGGGACGAAAAGGGGCAUUACAGAACCCCAACCCCCUUUUUUAAAAGGGAGAAGGAGCGAGAGGAGAGAGAGAGAGGAGAGAGGCGAGAGGGGGGAAAAAGAAAAAAAAAAAAAAAAAAAAAGAAAAAAAAGAACGAAAAAACAAAAGAAAAAGGGGGAAAAAAAAAAAAAAAAAAAAGCAAAAAAACGGAAGAGAGGGAGAGGAGAGGAGAGGAGAAAAGAAAAGAGAGGGGAGAGAGGAACGGGGGAGGAGAGGGAGAGGAAGAGAGGAGAGGAAAAAAAAAAGGGGGGAAAAAAAAAAAAAAGGAGGAGGAGAGAGAAGGGAGAGGGAGGAAGGGGAGAGGGGAAAAGGAGAGAGAGAGAGAGAGGGAGAGAGAGAGAGAGAGGAGAGAGAGGAAGAGAGGAGAAGAGAAGAGAGAGAGACGAGAGAGAAGAGAGAGAGGGAGAGAGAAGAGAGAGGAGAGAGAGAGAAAGAGAGAGAGAGAGAGGAGGCCGAAGAGAGAGAGAGAGAGAGAAGAGAGGAGAGAGAGAGAGAGAGAGGAGAGGAGAGAGAGAGAGAGAAAAGAAAAAAGAGAAAGAACAACGCGAAGACGAGAAAGAGAGAGAGGAGAGAGAGAGAGAAGAGCAGGAGAGAGAGAGAGAGAAGAGAGAGAGAGAGAGAGAGGAGAGAGAGAGAGAGGAGGAGAGAGAGAGAGAGAGAGCGAAGAGCAGAGCGAGAGAGAGAGAGAGAGAGAGAGGAGAUAGAGAGAGAGAGCGAAGAGAGAGAGAGAGAGAGUAGAGAGAGCCGAGAGAUAAGCUCUGCUCUCGCUAGCUCACCUCUACUCUUUUUUCCUCUCCCUCUCUCUCUCUCUCUCUCUGUCUCUCUCUCUCUAUCUAUCUAUAUCUCUCUCUCAGCUCUAUAUUGCCCAGUGUCUGUAGACCAGUAAGUCUGCUCUCUCACUCUGAAGGAUUGUGCAAUAGUUAGUCUUGGCUAGAGGCCAAAACGCUGCAAACAGCCAUCUUUCCUUUGGACUGUCAAUAUUAUUAUGGUUACAACAACACAUAUGGACACAGACAUGGAAACGCAGACACAGGCAUGCACUCAUACACACAAACACAUAACCUGUGAGACACACACACACACAUCUGUUUUUGUUUUCUAUUUUGCUAUUUUAGUAAGUACAGAAGCUCAUGUGUUCCUCCAGCAUGGUAUCUGAGGUUUGAGUAAGGAACAAGAGGCUAGCUCUGAGCCACAGGGAAUAGCAGGAACACUGUGUAAUCAAGCGCAGCGCUAGUUCAUACAGAGAACCCUUGUAUUGGCUUCAGCAAUGCAUCAGCUGACGUCGCACCAAUCAUAUUCUACCAACACUUCCUACCUUAAUAUGGCAGUCUAUAUAGAUGAUCACUCAUUCUCUGCUGCCUCUACUGCUGUUGCGUGCUGGAUAACAUUUUCUAGCACCGCCCAUCACCCCAGCCUCCACCUGUUAGGUUCUGGGUUUCCUUCCUGCAGGGGGAUUGGUACAGUGUACCUUGCUCACUGCCUGUAAUUAGCAUAAUCUUAACAUGAUGCACGCUCUGGCGGUGAGCUACCCCGAAGGAGGAGAGCCUAACGCCAAGACAACUUACUGCAGGUCCUGUAAUCUUUCGAAUAAAUGGAAACGAAUACGUGGUGUUUCCUGUCUGAACUGUGGCUACUCUCAAGAGAUAUAUGGCCUAUAUUUAUCUGUGCUAUAACCUGUUUUGAUUAUAAUGUACAGUUGUUGCUCUUAGGCCACAUAGCUCUUCUUGAGAGUAGCCAUGUACCUAUCUGGUUAUUGGUCUUAUAACCUGAUAUAAGUCUGAUUAUAAACUGGGUGAUUGUUGAUUGGCUGACAGCUGUGGUAUAUCAGACCGUAUACCACGGGUAUGACAAAACAUGUAUUUUUACUGUUAUAAUUACAUUGGUAACCAGUUUAUAAUAGCAAUAGGGCACCUCAGGGGGUUGUGAUAUGUGGCCAAUAUACAGUGGGGGAAAAAAGUAUUUAGUCAGCCACCAAUUGCGCAAGUUCUCCCACUUAAAAAGAUGAGAGAGGCCUGUAAUUUUCAUCAUAGGUACACGUCAACUAUGACAGACAAAAUGAGAAAAAGAAAUCCAGAAAAUCACAUUGUAGGAUUUGUAAUGAAUUUGUUUGCAAAUUAUGGUGGAAAAUAAGUAUUUGGUCACCUACAAACAAGCAAGAUUUCCGGCUCUCACAGACCUGUAACUUCUUCUUUAAGAGGCUCCUCUGUCCUCCACUCGUUACCUGUAUUAAUGGCACCUGUUUGAAGUUGUUAUCAGUAUAAAAGACACCUGUCCACAACCUCAAACAGUCACACUCCAAACUCCACUAUGGCCAAGACCAAAGAGCUGUCAAAGGACACCAGAAACAAAAUGGUAGACCUGCACCAGGCUGGGAAGACUGAAUCUGCAAUAGGUAAGCAGCUUGGUUUGAAGAAAUCAACUGUGGGAGCAAUUAUUAGGAAAUGGAAGACAUACAAGACCACUGAUAAUCUCCCUCGAUCUGGGGCUCCACGCAAGAUCUCACCCCGUGGGGUCAAAAUGAUCACAAGAACGGUGAGCAAAAAUCCCAAAACCACACGGGGGGACCUAGUAAAUGACCUGCAGAGAGCUGCAACCAAAGUAACAAAGCCUACCAUCAGUAACACACUACGCCGCCAGGGACUCAAAUCCUGCAGUGCCAGACGUGUCCCCCUGCUUAAGCCAGUACAUGUCCAGGCCCGUCUGAAGUUUGCUAGAGUGCAUUUGGAUGAUCCAGAAGAGGAUUGGGAGAAUGUCAUAUGGUCAGAUGAAACCAAAAUAGAACUUUUUGGUAAAAACUAAACUCGUCGUGUUUGGAGGACAAAGAAUGCUGAGUUGCAUCCAAAGAACACCAUACCUACUGUGAAGCAUGGGGGUGGAAACAUCAUGCUUUGGGGCUGUUUUUCUGCAAAGGGACCAGGACGACUGAUCCGUGUAAAGGAAAGAAUGAAUGGGGCCAUGUAUCGUGAGAGUUUGAGUGAAAACCUCCUUCCAUCAGCAAGGGCAUUGAAGAUGAAACGUGGCUGGGUCUUUCAGCAUGACAAUGAUCCCAAACACACCGCCCGGGCAACGAAGGAGUGGCUUCGUAAGAAGCAUUUCAAGGUCCUGGUGUGGCCUAGCCAGUCUCCAGAUCUCAACCCCAUAGAAAAUCUUUGGAGGGAGUUGAAAGUCCGUGUUGCCCAGCGACAGCCCCAAAACAUCACUGCUCUAGAGGAGAUCUGCAUGGAGGAAUGGACCAAAAUACCAGCAACAGUGUGUGAAAACCUGGUGAAGACUUACAGAAAACGUUUGACCUGUGUCAUUGCCAACAAAGGAUAUAUAACAAAGUAUUGAGAAACUUUUGUUAUUGACCAAAUACUUAUUUUCCACCAUAAUUUGCAAAUAAAUUCAUGAAAAAUCCUACAAUGUGAUUUUCUGCAUUUCUUUUUCUCAUUUUGUCUGUCAUAGUUGACGUGUACCUAUGAUGAAAAUGACAGGCCUCUCUCAUCUUUUUAAGUGGGAGAACUUGCACAAUUGGUGGCUGACUAAAUACUUUUUCCCCCCACUGUAUCACGGCUAAGGGCUGUGUCCAGGCACUCCGCGUUGCGUCGUGGUUAAGAACAGACCUUAGCCGUGGUAUAUUGGGGCCAUAUAACACACCCCCUCAGGCCUUUUUCUUAAUUAUAAUAUACUGUACUUGGCUACUCUCAAGAGCUACAGUCUAUAGCCCAUCUACUAGUUAUAUGUGGUAGGGUGUGUUAUCUGUGCUCAGGUUACAGUAUGUAAUGUCAGUGUAGUAUUGGACAAAGGGUUGGUAGCGUGGACAGCAGCCUUAUUGACAGAACCUGUGAGGUGCUCUUUAUGACCUGUGUCCUUCUCUUCUCUCUUGCUCUCUCUCUCCCUCCCUCCCUCCCUCCCUCCCCUGCCCUCCCCUCCUCUCCCUCCCCUCCUCUCCCAGGUACAGUAUGGACCCAGCGUAUCAUCACCCUGAUGUUUGACGAUGAUUUUCCAGAGGAGGCUAACUAGAUCUCUCUCUGCCUCCCUCCCUCCUUCCCCUGCCCUCCCCUCCUCUCCCUCCCCUCCCCCAGGUACAGUAUGGACCCAGCGUAUCAUCACCCUGAUGUUUGACGAUGAUUUUCCAGAGGAGGCUAACCAGAUCACCUAUGUGAGGAUGCCCUGGCUGGAGUUCCUGGAGAAGGGGAAGACCUACAGCGAGAGGUCCUCUCCACGCCUCUUCUGCUCCCAUCUACAACAGCACCUUAUGCCCAAGGGCCUGCACAAGAAGAAGGCCAAAGUGAGUGGGGUUAGAUGGUUACACAUACAGUAUUAUGCCUUCAGUCAGAUAGGUACAGCAGUGAGUGGGGUUAGACGGUAGUGAGUGGGGUUAGACGGUAGUGAGUGGGGUUAGAUGGUUACACAUACAGUAUUAUGCCUUCAGUCAGGCAGGUACAGCAGUGAGUGGGAAAGCUAGAGAGAUACACAUACUUAUAAUGUAGGCACACCUGCAGGGACGUACGCACACACUCUAUUAACACACACAUGCACACUGUUAACCCUAUAUCACCUCUGUCUCCUCCAUACACUCUACACACUGUUAACCCUAUAUCACCUCUGUCUCCUCCAUACACUCUACACACUGUUAACCCUAUAUCACCCUGUCUCCUCCAUACACUCUACACACUGUUAACCCUAUAUCACCCUGUCUCCUCCAUACACUCUACACCAGGGGCGGUGUGUUCAAUAGGGCGAUAUGGGCGACGCACUGCCAAACGGGAAAAGGAAGGGAUUUUUUUUCUAAUCAAUUAUAUCACGGCAACAGUAGUUAUCAGUGUUCUAAUCUGAUCUGACUGCCACUAAAUGUCCAAUCAGGCUAAAGUCGUGCUUCAAAUGCCCCCCCCCCCCCUUUUGGGGCGAUUUCAGUCAGGUUGAAAAUCGCCCAGAAGUCUGUCAUAGACUCCCAUGUAAAAUCUAUUUUUUUCAAAUUUCAGAGCUUUCAAUACAAUCUCUAUGGGUUUCUGAGGGCUUGCACUUACGCGCUUUCGUCAUACGUAACGUAACCAUGAACGUAACUAAGAAAAUAGCGGGUAGCAGCGUCUCUGUUGCGACCUGCAGUGUGGCGUUAUCUUAUGUUUUUAAUUUGUACACUUAGUGGCGUUAUUUUAUGUUUUUAAUUUGUACACUUAGUUUACAAACAUUCUGCCAACCAUGGAUUUCCAGUGGUGGGUUUUGGACUGAUCUUGUUGAUCGUGUACAUACCCGCUACGAACGGACUAAAUAAUGAAAACGCUGCUGGCAGCGGAAUCCAAUACAGCAGAACAAACUUCCCUUACCCACCACCUUGCUGAUUAAUGCCCAGUCACUGAGGGGGAAAGCGGAUGAGUUGUCAGCGAAUCUGCGCUUCCAACACGAAUAUCGGGAGGCCUGUUUGCUGGCAUUUACUGAGACUUGGCUGGAUGACAGAGUCCCGGACAGAGAAGUGGAGCCGGCCGGCUUCACCCUGGUCAGAGCGGACCGCGAUCUGACAGUCACAGGGAAAAUCGAUCCUGGUAAGAGAGCGACUCUGUACCCCCGACAUUGAACUGCUUUCUGUGUCACUGCGACCUUACUAUCUGCCCCGUGAGUUCCCCCAAUUGUUUGUUACCGUUGUGUACAUUCAACCAAGAGCUAAUAUAACAAAGGCAUCAGAGAUUAUUUAUAAUCUGUCACAGAAACUGGAAUCCAUCUCCCCAGAUCAGUCAAUAAAUGCUUCUGGUAUUGACUUAUAUGCUGCCCCUGUCUUCAUGUUGUUGCUGGACAUAUCUUUUUUUAAAUGUGUGUAGGUCACCUAAAUCAUCAGAAAAAUUGCCCCCCCUGAGAAUUUUUUCAGGAGCCGCCACUGCUCUACACACUGUUAACCCUAUAUCACCCCUGUCUCCUCCAUACACUCUACACACUGUUAACCCUAUAUCACCCCUGUCUCCUCCAUGCACUCUACACACUGUUAACCCUAUAUCACCCCUGUCUCCUCCAUACACUCUACACACUGUUAACCCUAUAUCACCCCUGUCUCCUCCAUACACUCUACACACUGUUUACCCUAUAUCACCCCUGUCUCCUCCAUACACUCUACACACUGUUAACCCUAUAUCACCCCUGUCUCCUCCAUACACACUACACACUGUUAACCCUAUAUCACCCCUGUCUCCUCCAUACACUCUACACACUGUUAACCCUAUAUCACCCCUGUCUCCUCCAUACACUCUACACACUGUUAACCCUAUAUCACCCCAGUCUCCUCCAUACACUCUACACACUGUUAACCCUAUAUCACCUCUGUCUCCUCCAUACACUCUACACACUGUUAACCCUAUAUCCCCCUGUCUCCUCCAUACACUCUACACACUGUUAACCCUAUAUCACCCCUGUCUCCUCCAUACACUCUACACACUGUUAACCCUAUAUCACCCCUGUCUCCUCCAUACACUCUACACACUGUUAACCCUAUAUCACCCUGUCUCCUCCAAACUGUUAACCCUAUAUCACCCCUUUUCCUACAUACACUCGAAACACUGUUAACCCUAUAUCACCCAUGUCUCCACCAUUACACACUACACACUGUUAACCUUAUAUCACCCCUGUCCCUCCAACACACUCACACUGUUAACCCUAUAUCCCCCUGUAUCCCAUACCCUCUAACAAUGUUAACCCUUAAUCAUCACCCUUCUUCCUCCCAUACACACUAUUAACCUUUUACUGCAGUGGGCUAAAUCAGGGUCACACAGAGUGUUUCUUGGUAGUCUUCAACAAAUCUACAGUCGUGGUCAAAAGUUUUGAGAAUGACACAAGUUUGCUGCUUCAGUGUUUUUAGAUAUUUUUGUCAGAUGUUACUAUGGUAUACUGAAGUAUAAUUACAAGCAUUUCAUAAGUGUCAAAGGCUUUUAUUGACAAUUACAUUACGUUUAUGCAAUGAGUCAAUAUUUGCAGUGUUGACCCUUCUUUUUCAAGACCUCUGCAAUCCGCCCUGGCAUGCUGUCAAUUAACUUCUGGGCCACAUCCUGACUGAUGGCAGGCCAUUCUUGCAUAAUCAAUGCUUGGAGUUUGUCAGAAUUUGUGGGGUUUUGUUUGUCCACCCGCCUCUUGAGGAUUGACCACAAGUUCUCAAUGGGAUUAGGGUCUGGGGAGUUUCCUGGCCAUGGACACAAAAUGUCGAUGUUUGUUCCCCGAGCCACUUAGUUAUCACUUUUGCCUUAUGGCAAGGUGCUUCAUCAUGCUGGAAAAGGCAUUGUUCGUCACCAAACUGUUCUUGGAUGGUUGGGAGAAGUUGCUCUCGGAGGAUGUGUUGGUACCAUUCUUUAUUCAUGGCUGUGUUCUUAGGCAAAAUUGUGAGUGAGCCCACUCCCUUGGCUGAGAAGCAACCCCACACAUGAAUGGUCUUAGGAUGCUUUACUGUUGGCAUGACACAGGACUGAUGGUAGCGCUCACCUUGUCUUCUCCGGACAAGCUUUUUUCCAGAUGCCCCAAACAAUCGGAAAGGGGAUUCAUCAGAGAAAAUGACUUUACCCCAGUCCUCAACAGUCCAAUCCCUGUACCUUUUGCAGAAUAUCAGUCUGUCCCUGAUGUUUUUCCUGGAGAGAAGUGGCUUCCUCGCUGCCCUUCUUGACACCAGGCCAUCCUCCAAAAGUAUUUGCCUCACUGUGCGUGCAGAUGCACUCACGCCUGCCUGCUGCCAUUCCUGAGCAGGCUCUGCACUGGUGGUGCCCUGAUCCUGCAGCUGAAUCAACUUUAGGAGACGGUCCUGGCGCUUGCUGGACUUUCUUGGGCGCCCUGAAGCCUUCUUCACAACAAUUGAACCUCUCUCCUUGAAGUUCUUGAUGAUCCGAUAAAUGGUUGAUUUAGGUGCAGUCUUACUAGCAGCAAUAUCCUUGCCUGUGAAGCCCUUUUUGUGCAAAGCAAUGAUGACGGCACGUGUUUCUUUGCAGGUAACCAUGGUUAACAGAGGAAGAACAAUGAUUUCAAGCACCACCCUCCUUUUUGUCACGAUCGUAAGACGGAGUAGACCAAGGCGCAGCGUGAUGAACGAACAUAUUUAUUAUCUUAAGUGAUAAUACAAAAACAACAAACAACAAACGAUACGUGCAGUCCUAGGGUUAACACAACCAACACGGAACAAACCAAACGGAACAAGAUCCCACAAACACUAAGGAAAAACAGACUGUUUAAAUAUGGUUCCCAAUCAGAGACAACCAGCAACAGCUGACACUCGUUGCCUCUGAUUGGGAACCACUCUGGCCAACAUAGAAAUACAAAACUAGGUAGUGAACAUAGAACAAAACACAUAGAAACUACACACCCUGGCUCAACAUAUAGAGUCCCCAGAGCCAGGGUGUGACACUUUUAAAGCUUCCAGUCUGUUAUUCUAACUCAAUCAGCAUGACAGAGUUAUCUCCAGCCUUGUCCUCGUCAACACUCUCACCUGUGUUAACGAGAGAAUCACUGACAUGAUGUCAGCUGGUCCUUUUGUGGCAGGGCUGAAAUGCAGUGGAAAUGUUUUUGGGGGAUUAAGUUCAUAUUCAUGGCAAAGAGGGAUUCAUCUGAUCACUCUUCAUAACAUUCUGGAGUAUAUGAAAAUUGGCAUCAUAAAAACUGAGGCAGCAGACUGUGAAAAUUAAUAUUUGUGUCAUUCUCAAAACUUUUGACCACGACUGUACUUUGAAACAAAAGUAUACACCUCACACACAUGGUUAUGGGCUUAAAAAAAUCAGUCCAUGUGUCACGACUUCCGCCGAAGUUGGUGCCUCUCCUUGUGCGGGCGGCUAUCGGCGGUCGUCGUCACCGGCUUUCUAGCUGCCACCGAUCUACGUUUCUGUUUUCCACUUGUUUUGUCAUUAUUGUACACACCUGGUUCCCAUCACGUAUGAUUAUUUCCCUAUUUAACCCUCUGGUUCCCUCAUGGUGUUGUGCGUGAUUGUUCUUUGUUUGGUGUUUAUGACUGCUGUGAGCUGAUGUAUUUCCCUGCGUGGAAAUUAGAUUUGUUGCUUUUCAAGUAAAGUUAGUCUAUUACUCAGUUCUGUGUCCUGAGCCUGACUCCGUCCUACCGCUGCACACUGACACCUGACACCAUGUCAGAUAUAGAGUUGAAUUGUAUUCAAUUUUAAGUUUGCAUCCCAAUAUUACACUUUAUUUACAUCACAGAAGACUGAAAUAUAACAAAACCGUUUGACAUAGAAACACCGGAUUUUCUGUGUAAAAAAAUAAAUAGUUUAUUAAUGAAAAAUAUGAAUAACAUUCCACCCAUGAGGCCACUAGAGGGCGCUUUUGGUCAUUUGACUGCAGGAAAGGGCUACCUCUAUAUCACCCCUAUCUCCUCCAUACACACUACUCACUGUUAACGUAUAUCUCCCCUAUCUCCUCCAUAGGUAAUCUAUGUGACCAGGAACCCUAAAGACACCCUGGUGUCCUACUUCCACUUCUCUAAGUUCAUGAAGAAUCUGGACAGUCCAGAACACUAUGACGAGAUGCUGGACAAGUUCUUCUGUGGAUGGAGUGAGUGCUACUAAUCCCAGUCCCUCCAUCAAAUGGCACUUCUUUGGCCAAAUUGGCUUCAUCAGUGUAACACAGUAUCAUACAAAACCAUAAGCUAACAAAAACUAACACACACUGACUAACACUUACUGUCUGUUGUCCUAUGUGAACCCAUCUCUUCAGUGGUUGGUGGCUGCUGGUUCGACCAUGUCAGAGGAUGGUACAACAACCAGGACAAAUACAACAUCUUGUUCCUCAGCUAUGAAGAGAUGAUCAAGGUAACAGACAUUUACACUGAUUAAAAUAUAUUUGUACCACAUGAAUACCUACACCGCUGACCUGUUAUAAGAUACAGUAGGCUACAUCAAUUAUGCAUCUGUUACUACUGCAACAAGUUGUGCAACAGGUAUAGCUUUAUAUGUAUCCAGCUGAACUAAACGUCAAACUUGACUGGUAUAACAGCUGCAGUAUAUAUGGGAAAGGGGGAUACCUAGUAAGUUGUACAACUGAAUGCAUUCAACUGAAAUGUGUCUUCCGCAUUCAGUCCAAACCCUUUCAAUCAGAGAGGUGCAGGUGGCUGCCUUAAUCGAUUUCUACGUCAUCGGCACCUGGAGAGCAGUUGUUGUUGGGGGUUAAGUGCCUUGCUCAGGGGAAUAACAGAUUUGUACCUUGUCGGCUCAGGGAUUCGAUCCAGCAACCUUUCGUUUAUUGGCCCAACGCUCCUAUCCGCCAGACUACCUGCCGGAAUCUGGGUACUAAUAAUAUCAAAUUUGAGUUUUUUUUGCAUAUCACAAAUAUACUGAACAAAAAUAUGAACGCAACAUGCAACAAUUUCAAAGAUAUUACCCAGUUAAAGUUCAUAUAAGGAAAUCAGUAAAUUGAAAUAAAUUCAGUAGGCCCUAAUCUAUGGAUUUCACAUGACUGGGCAAAUCAAAUCAAAUCAAAUGAUAUUGAUCACAUACACAUGUUUAGCAGGGGUGCAGCCAUGGGUGGACCUUGGAGGGCAUAGGCCUACCCACUUGGCAGCCAGGCCCAGCCACUGGGGAGCCAGGCCCAGCCAAUCAGAAUGGGGUUUUCCCCACAAAAGGGCUUUAUUACAGACAUAAAUACUUGUGGUCUGCGGUUUUGAGGCCAGUUGGAAUUACUGCCAAAUUCUCUAAAACGACGUUGGAGGCAGCUUAUGGUAGAGAACUUAACAUUAAAUUCUCUGGCAACAGCUCUGGUGGACAUUCCUGCAGUCAGCAUGCCAAUUGCAUGCUCCCUCAAUGCUUGAGAAAUGUAUGUCAUUGCGUUGUGUGACAAAACUGCACAAGGUGCACCUGUGUAGCGAUCAUGCUGUUUAAUCAGCUUCUUGAUAUGCCACACCUUUCAGGUGGAUGGAUUAUCUUGGCAAAUGAGAAAUGCUCACUAACAGGGAUGUAUAUAAAUGUGUGCACAACAUUUUAGAGAAAUAAGCUUUUUGUGUGUAUGGAAGAUUUCUGGGAUUUUUUAUUUCCGCUCAUGAAACAUGGAACCAUCACUUUACAUGUUGUGUUUAUAAUUUUGUUCAGUUACAUGACACUUUGGUUUUAUUUGAUGUGUCCUGCUACAACAGGACCUGAGGUCAGUGGUAGUGCGUCUGGCUGAGUUUGUAGGGAAGUGCCUGUCUGAUGCAGCUAUAGACAGCAUAGUGGAGAGAGUCACCUUCAAUAACAUGAAGAAAGAUGACAAGGCCAACUAUGAGUUCCUGCCUGAUCACGUCAAAGACAAGAACAAGGGGAAGUUCCUACGCAAAGGUGAGGAAAAUAAGAUUUCCUACUAG
Molecule: messenger RNA, 13045 nt
Organism: Coregonus sp. 'balchen'
Lineage: Eukaryota; Metazoa; Chordata; Actinopteri; Salmoniformes; Salmonidae
Source: the annotation of a GenBank genome assembly